AAAUUUGACGUUCACAGACAGUGAUGCAAUUGGUUUCAAAAAAAAAUGGAAGGGGUAGACAAUUAUUAUAAAGCGAUAUGUUGCAUCAGACUUGUUCUUUAGUGGCAGAACUUCAAUACACAUUUCUUCACACCUACCUCCUGAAAAGCGUAAUCAUGGUGUCCAUCAUAAUUUUUCUUCUGGUGGUAGUUGCAAAUAUUCAUCAAGGAACUUCAACUCCUGCAACUGUCGAUGUGAACAAGUCUCCGCUUGAUAAUGCUGUAGAUGGGCUCUAUAAAUGUCUUGAAGGAUCAACAAAUCAUGGAAAAAUACCCAAAGAACGAGUGGACUACUGGAAUAAACGUCAUCCUCUCAAUUUUAUUGUUGAUACUCUGAUGAAAGAACUGCCGAGGAUUUUUGAAGAGGAAGUGUUCAAAUCUCUCAUAAGGAAUCAAGCUACGGUUAUGAUAGCCGCUCUGGAACUAUGCCGGCCCAAUGUUCACGGUACGACGAUGAAAGUCUCCGGACUGUACUGAAAUUUCAAAAAACAUUGGCCGAUCAACUCAUCGACGAAGCUGGGAAGGCACAGAAGUUGAUUGAACAAUCCAUUCCUUAUCAGGCACUGUACGAGGCUAUAAAAAAGAAUCCAGCUGUUGCUGCUACUCCUUCAACAUAGAUGAAUAAUAUAGCUUACAAUUUUGAAUCAACCGGAGAAUCUACAAUGGAAAUCGAUAAUUACUUCCAAAUGAGAAAAAUAAUAGCUUGAAUAGUAUAGUAUAUUUUAAUCUUAGUUAUGUUUACUCUCGUCAUUUUAUUUUUAAUAUUGUGUGCUUGGUAUCUCAUUUUAAUCAUAUUUUAUUAUCAUAUAUUAACUUUUCACAAAAUGCAAUUCAUGAAAAAUGCAAAUUCUCGAUUUUUGACAAAUGAUAUUGCAUUAUCUUGUAUCGCUUGAAUUAUUGGCUAUGUUUACUUUCGUUAUUUUAUUUUAAUCUCGUGUGCUUAGUAUCUUCAUAGAGAAACGAUAGCAUAAGUAGAUAUCCCAUGGUAUAGGGCGUUUAUGUCGCAACUUUUACUGUUAUCUCAAGCCGAUAGAUCACGUAGUUCUCUCCUAUGCAGCUGUGUGACGCUGGUAGUCUCUCAAAUUGUGCCAUUCAUACACUAUCACCCCAACAAGACAGUAAAAAUUGACAUUAAUCGACAGUAAUGCUUGAGAUCUGCUUGAACAGUAAAACUUGCGACAUAAAUUCCCUAUACCAUGGGAUAUUGAAUGAAAAAAGACUAAGAAAUUGUCAAAAAACC
Nilaparvata lugens (brown planthopper) is the source of this 1278-nucleotide messenger RNA. RefSeq lists its product as uncharacterized. The transcript has 7 exons. Lineage: Eukaryota; Metazoa; Arthropoda; Insecta; Hemiptera; Delphacidae. The coding region runs from base 78 to 515 and encodes 145 amino acids. The record is from RefSeq and is a predicted model, not a curated record.